AUUUAUAAAUAAUAUAUGUCAAACAAAAUAAAUGUAAAACUGUCUUCUUGUUCCUAGGCUACUUCAUCCUAUUAAUGAGGCUUAUGUUUAUGCCCUUAGCCAGGAUCCUCUCGUCUCUGCGCGAGAGAACAGCGCGAGAGCAAAGGGGCAGGAGGUGGGAGGGGCCGAUGUUGGAGAGAGUGCCGAGUUUAGCACUUUGCAACAUGAUCCGCGCGCACCACGGAGAGGCCGGGCUCUGCGGUCCUGCUGCGUCCUGCCACCACAUGGAGACACUGGAUAGAGCCAUCGGGGAAUGACAAAAGAAAGAAGGUGGACCAUCUACAACUACAUCUACAUCUGGCGGCCGGCUAUAUGAACCUGCUCAGCAUCAGCAGCGACGGACAAAGCGAAACACAGAGAUGAGGGUGACGGGAAGUCCUGCUGCUGCCCAUUGCGGUCUGCGUCAAACCCCUCGCUCCUCCAGAAGAUAAUGCCAUCGGUGCCUCUGGAAGGACUUUCUGGGCUUCGUAGGCCUAUUGCCUUGCUGCAGUGGUCCAUGUCACUUUGGAUAAAAGCGUCAGCUAAAUGACAUGUAAUGUCAGUAGCUCGGGAUAAACAUCCAGCAGGGACAGUGAUGGCCACCCCGUCUCCAGCCUCGCAGUCACUCUCAGCAUCUGCAUUGUAAGGAGAAACUCGUCCUGCGGGAGUGGGCUAGUGAAGCAAUAUGCACAGAUAAAAAACGACAUAUUUUCUUUUUUGCAUACAAAAACAGAUAGAGCCAUAUUUGGAUUAACGGGUGCUGUUGUGGUUUGCCAACAUGAACUCUCUGUAUUACUCCGGCUGUCCGCCCGGGCCGGUCUGCAACGUCCCGUCCGGGUCGGGCGCGGUGACCAGCGCCCUGCGAAACGACCUGGGCUCCAACAUCCAUGUGCUGAAAACUCUCAACCUGCGGUUCCGCUGCUUCCUUGCCAAAGUCCACGAACUGGAGAGGCGAAACAAACUGCUGGAGAGCCAGCUGCAUCAAGCUCUGCUGAAAUCGCAGUACCGACACCUGUACGCCCGUGAAGUGGCCGUGCAGACGGACGGUCCCAAUUCGCGAUUGCCCGGAACCAUCUGGAGUUUCACCCACGUCCGGAGGCACGGGAAGCGCUUUGAGACCCUGCGCGGGCCCGGGGUGUCGUGGUCGCUUCCGGAUGGAGUCGGGGUCCAAAUAGACACCAUUACCCCGGAGCUGAGGGCUCUGUAUAACGUGUUGGCCAAAGUCAAGCGGGAGAGGGACGAGUAUAGGAGAAAAUGGGAGGAGGAGCUGUCCAAGCGAGAGCAGCUGGAGUCUACGGUGCAAUCCAUGCAGCAGAGCGCCGAGGAGUCGAGCGAGGUCCAGGAUGAGCUGAGCGAGAAGGUGGACAGACUGAAGGCUGAACUGGUGGUCUUCAAGAGUCUGAUGAGUGAUAAAAUGUCUGACCUGGACACUAAGAUCCAGGAGAAAGCCUGGCGGGUGGACAUGGACAUCUGCCGGCGGAUCGACAUCACGGCCAAACUGUGCGAUGUGGCUCAGCAACGCAACUCAGAGGACAUGUCAAAGAUGUUCACCAUCGGUCCGGCUUGGUCUCUCCCAGAGAAGGGCGCCAUGGCCUGCUGCAGGAGAAAAGAGCGGAAAGUUGUGUCCGAUGAGGACAGUUCGGAGAUGGAUGCCGAGCCCAGCCCCACAGAGGACGUCCCCGGUUCACUCAACAUCACGGACGAGAUGAAACGCAUGCUCAACCAGCUGCACGAGACGUUUGAAAUUGACGACGACUGCGACAGUCUGACGUGGGAGGAAAACGAGGAGAGUCUGUUGCUGUGGGAGGACUUCGCCAACUACAACUUACCGUGCGCCCUCACCGCCGCCUGCCCCUCCACCGAUGAUAGCGGUGGAGCCACUGACCCAGACUCCCAGGAUGGAAGUCUUGGCAGCCUCAUUGACGAAACAGAGUCACGAUUUAAGACCAGAGAGCAGGAUUACCAGGAGACCAUCGGCCAGAUCGAGGAUGAAUUGGCCACAGCAAAGAGCGACAUGAACCGGCAUCUGCACGAGUACAUGGAUAUGUGCAGCAUGAAAAGAGGCCUGGACGUGCAGAUGGAGACGUGUCGGCGGAUGAUCAAAGGCGGCAGGAACUCUCCCUCCGUCAGCUCUGUGGCCAGCAGCGACUCAGGGAACACAGACGAGAUCCAGGACGAGAUCCUGGACAAGGACGCAGAGGCUGAGGGUCCCGUUAGUUGAUGGCCGCACAGCCGUCCGUAGUCCCACCUCUUCCCAAACGCCCCUCGUCCUCACAGGUAGAGAUGGAGCCACCUACAUCUGGGCCUGUUUGACCUGUUUAAGUUCUGAUGGUCAUGCUCACUGUUGCAGGACCUGAACUGGUGCUUUUAUACUAUUUUGUUAGGAAGUGGUGGUGGUGGUGGU
Molecule: messenger RNA, 2422 nt
Organism: Pseudoliparis swirei
Lineage: Eukaryota; Metazoa; Chordata; Actinopteri; Perciformes; Liparidae
Gene: iffo2b
Product: intermediate filament family orphan 2b
Exons: 8
Coding region: 797-2239 (480 amino acids)
Source: RefSeq, a predicted model, not a curated record